AUGGAGUUGGAGUUGCCUAAUCGUUUAUACGGUGAGGGAUUGGAAACUCAGGUUAAGAAGAUUAAUAACAGCUGCCGACUAAAACUUCUCGAGUUGCUGAAAGAAAAAAUGGAGCCAGAAUUCGAUGAAGUUAUGAAAGAUCUCAUUUUUUCACAGAUUAUGGUUAUCCAGAAGAAUGAUCUGAAGUUUUCGGCGAGGUUGGUACACUCUUUCUUGUGUAAGGAGUUGAUGACAAGCAAGAGACAUGAGAAGUGGUUCACUUUCGCUAGGAGACCUCUGCGUUUUGGAUUGCAAGAGUAUCAUGCUGUCACUGGUCUGAAAGUGAAGCGAGAGAAUAACAGUGGGUUAGUGACAUGGAAAGAUGAUGAUGGUUUUUGGAGCAAGCAGAUAAAGACAAAUGGAAAAAUAAAUUUGCAGAUCAUUAAAAAGAAGCAUUUGGAAGAGAGCAAUACCUGGACUUGGGUUGAUAGGGUGAGACUGAUAUAUCUUUGCGUUAUUAUGGGUGUGGUGAUGGGGAAGGAUGAGAAGGUGAAUAUCCCGCAUCUGUACAUGAAGUUGGCGAUGGAUUUGGAGAAGCUUCGGAAUUACCCAUGGGGUCUGUAUUCGUUUGAUUUUCUUCUGAAGCAAAUUGAUAAAACAAGGCAUAAAUUAGAGCAUAAAGAGGGGUAUCUGAUGGAAGGAUUCUUGUUUGGUUUCCAAAUUUGGAUAAUGGAAGCUGUUCCUGCUUUAGGAGAGAUUUGUGGCACAAAAGAAUCUGGCGAAGAGAAAGGAGAGGAGCAAACAGCUGAUACUGAGAGAGGUGAAAAUAGUCAUGUUGCAGGGAAUGUUGAUGGCACAGCUGAUGUUUCGGGAAGAAACAAGAGAAAGCAUGCAGACCGAGGAGCAGAGUCAAGGAAGAAGAAUGUUUUGUGCCACCUAGCUGCUUCAUCAAAAGGGAAUAUUGACACAUAUAUGAAAAAUUUCUUGGAGGAUCUGCGGUUCUCGGACAGGUUGGGUAAGAUUGAGACUGAGGUUACACAACUCAGGACAGCUUCGGAGAGAACUGAGCAAUUUGAGACAGUUGUAACCGACAGAUUGGGGAAAAUUGAGGCUGAGGUUACACAGCUCAGGACAACUUUAGUGGUGACUGAAUUGGUGGGAAAGAGUGAUCAAGCAAGCGGUCCUAGCAUGACCAAAAUCAACAGUGGUCCUAGCACCAGCAAAAAAGGCACUGCUCCAUCAAAGAAAAAGGCUGUAAAAAACCAAGAGUUAAAGACUGUUGAUUCGUGUGUCAAUUUACCUCGUGCAAAAGUUACUCAAUCAUCAGCUAGUGAUCUUCGUAUGGGUACACAAGAGUUUUUGGAAAGUUGCAUGAAGAACCUUCCAUUAGACACAUUUGUGAAAGGUUUGAAUCCUUCUCAAGCUAAAGUCGAAGAUUCAUUGGAUUGGUUGGAACUUCCAAAAUCAUUGAAGAAGCCAACAGAUUCAUUGGAACUUCUAAAAUCAUUGAAGAAGCCAGCGGUCCGAUUAGAUGACCGAGAUAUAGAGCUAGACGGCGAAGAUUUCCCUGAUCGCUGCUUGGUGUUUGUGCAUCCUACAGAUUUUAAGAAGAUGCAGGACUGGCAAGAUACACGAACAGCUAUACAGAUUGGUCCAUCUAUGUUAGAUGGUGAUCUAGCCGGACGUAUUAUGUCUGCCAGCAGUUGGCUUAAAAACUACGAAAUUGAUGUUAUAAUGUAUGUUUUUCGGGAAAGAACAACAUUGAAACGAUGGAACGUAGACCGUGUUGCUUUCAUGACAUGCGUCUUCAGCGACCUCAUUGCUAAGGAUUACCAGAAUUUCUGUAAGGGUAUUAAGAAAUACAGUAUGGAUCCAUUAUUACUGCAAUACGGUAAAGGUGAACUGCCUUCCCAUGGAAGAACACGGAUGUUGUGGAAUGUCGAUGUGGAUCGGAUGUGUUUGAUUGCGGGGGUAAAAAAAAAAAUCAAGGAAGUGGAAGCUUUUGCGCAGCUUAUUCCUCGGAUUGUCAAGGCCGUGCAGUCAUUGACAAUACAGAAGCAUCUCCACAUCACUCCGUACAAUGUUUCCUAUGUACCUAUGAGUGGUCUUAACCGACUUCAAUGUCAUUGUGGUGUGUACACUAUAAAACACAUCGAAUGCCACGUGCUUGGGUUGGACAUAUCUAUGGUGAGUGAUGAGAACAUCUGGGGAGCUCGGAUAAAGAUUAUGUGGGAUCAAUGGGAAGCAGCUAAUGAUCUAGAACUGAUUGAGAGAAUGUCAAAGUAUGAACCUAUUAAGUGUAGUAAGCCUGCCGAGUAUGUUGAGAUUGAUGAUUUAUGA
This is a messenger RNA of Brassica napus (rape), 2319 nucleotides long. RefSeq lists its product as uncharacterized. Lineage: Eukaryota; Viridiplantae; Streptophyta; Magnoliopsida; Brassicales; Brassicaceae. The record is from RefSeq and is a predicted model, not a curated record. The transcript is spliced from 7 exons. Bases 1 to 2319 code for a protein of 772 amino acids.